Molecule: messenger RNA, 3892 nt
Organism: Tupaia belangeri chinensis (Chinese tree shrew)
Lineage: Eukaryota; Metazoa; Chordata; Mammalia; Scandentia; Tupaiidae
Gene: MMS22L
Product: MMS22 like, DNA repair protein
Exons: 24
Biological process (GO): double-strand break repair via homologous recombination; replication fork processing
Cellular component (GO): nuclear replication fork
Source: RefSeq, a predicted model, not a curated record
ACUGAUAGUUUAGAGCUGGAGCUGGGGACAGAAUGGUGCAAACCUCCUAGCUUUUCUUGUGCUUUUGACCGCAGAGGAGGAGGAAACUUUUCUGGCGAGUCCUACCUUUCCAGCGGAUCCCUAAAGCGGUUAAUUUUGAAUCUUGAUCCUUUGCCAACCAGCUUUGAAGAGGAUAUAGUGGAAAUAUUUGGCAUUCAGUGGGUUACUGAAACAGCAUUAGUCAAUUCAUCUAGAGAGCUCUUUCAUUUAUUCAGGCAACAGCUAUACAAUUUGGAAACCUUAUUACAAGCCAGCUGUGAUUUUGGAAAGAUAUCAACCCUACACAGCAAAGCAGCCAAUAUUAGGCAGCAGUGUAUAACAUUUCUCCAUUAUGUUAAAGUAUUCAUCUUCAGGUACCUGACAGUUCACAAUGCUAACGGUCCUGUUCCUGUCCGUCCCUACGAUGCUUUGGAGGCUCAGCUUCCCUCGUUGUUGAUUGAUGAGCUUCAAGGAUUACUGUUGUAUGUUGGACAUCUAUCCGAACUUCCCAUUACUAAUCCAGGAGCAUUUGUAAAUCAAAACCAGAAUAAGCUUUUUCCUCCAUCGUGGCAUUUAUUACAUCUCCAUUUGGACAUCCACUGGCUGGUGCUAGAAAUUCUUCAUAUACUUGGUGAAAAAUUGAAACAAGUUAUAUAUGGUCAUCAAUUUAUAAAUCUGGCAGGUGACAAUUUAACCAAUGUCAGCUUAUUUGAAGAACAUUGUGAAAAUCUCCUUUGUGAUUUAAUAAGCCUGUCACUCAACAAGUAUGACAAGGUCAGGCCUUCUGAAGCCUUAGUGAGUCACCAUUGCCCGUGUGCGUGUAUUCAGGAAUUAUGGGUUCUACUCAUUCAUCUUCUGGACCACAGAAGGAAAUUCUCUCUCUCAGAAUCAUUUUGGAGCUGGUUGAAUAAAGUACUUAAAACACUCUUUGAAAAAUCAAGUGACCAAAGAAGACCUGUGCCUGUAAUCCAGCCCAGGGAUCCAUUGGGUUUUAGUUGGUGGAUUAUUACUCAUGUAGCAUCAUUUUACCAGUUUGAUCGCCAUGGAGUACAAGAUGAAAUGAGAAAAAUGGAAUCAAAUUGGAACUUUGUAGAAGAACUGCUGAAAAAGUCAGUCAGUGUUCAGGAUGGUAUAUUAGAAGAACAAUUACGAAUGUAUCUUCACUGUUGUUUGAUGCUUUGUGAUUUCUGGGAGCCAAACAUUACAAUUGUUACCAUUCUAUGGGAAUAUUAUAGCAAGAACCUGAAUAGUUCCUUCAUUAUUUCUUGGCUUCCUUUGAAAGGACUUACAAAUAUCAUUAAGUCCCCCUUGUCUAUGCUUGAAGUGGUGAAGACCUGCUGUUGUGAUAAACACGAUCACAGUCUGUAUAAAUCCAGCAGUAGUUACACCAUUUUCCUUUGCAUUUUGGCAAAAGUUGUUAAAAAGGCAAUGAAGAACAAUGGCCCACAUCUUUGGAAACAAGUCAAAGGAAGAAUAUAUUCUAAAUUCCAUCAGAAAAGAAUGGAAGAACUAACUGAAGUCGGUCUACAGAACUUUUUCAGCCUUUUUCUACUACUAGCAGCUAUUGCAGAGGUGGAAGAUGUAGCAAGUCAUGUUUUAGACCUCCUGAGUUUCCUCAAGCCUUCCUUUAUGACCUCUCAGACAGCCCUCAUUUGGAAGGGUCAAAUGGCCUUCCUCUUAUUGUAUGCCCAGAAAAAUCUGGACAUUGGUGUUUUGGCUGAGAAAUUUUCAAGUGCUUUCCGGGAGAAAGCAAAGGAGUUCUUAGUAUCUAAGAAUGAUGAAAUGGUACAGAGACAUAAUCUCUGGACACUUCUUUCCAUCUACAUUGAUGGUGUUCAAGAAGUGUUUGAGACCAGCUAUUGCUUAUAUCCUUCCCAUGAAAAACUGCUUAAUGACGGAUUUAGUAUGCUUCUGCGAGGUUGUCGAGAAUCUGAACUUAGAAGUGUAUUGAGCUUUCUACAAGCUGUUCUGGCCAGAAUCAGGAGUAUGCAUCAACAAUUGUGUAAGGAACUUCAAAGAGAGAAUGUGGAUCUGACUGUACAGUCCUCAUUAUCAGCUAAAGAGCGCCACCUUGCUGCAGUUGCCAGUGCACUAUGGAGACAUUUUUUUUCAUUUUUGAAGAGUCAGAGAAUGUCACAGACAGUGCCUCUCUCACAACUUGCAGAUGCAGCUGCAGAUUUCACUUUGCUAGCAACAGACAUGCCAAGUACAGCGCCAUCUGAUCUUCAGCCUCAGCCAGUUGUGUCAAUAAUUCAACUUUUUGGUUGGGAUGAUAUCGUCUGGCCACAAGUUGUAGCAAGAUAUUUAAGUCAUUUGCUACAAAAUAGUACCUUAUGUGAAGCACUUUCCCAUUCAGUCUGUGUAUCUUUUCAAGCCUUAACUAUAAGAUCAUGGAUCCGUUGUGUUUUGCAAAUGUAUGUAACAAACCUCUCUGGGCCUGAUGAUUUGUUCAUUGAUGUAAAUACUGAACGGGAAAUUGAAAAAGAAUACAUGGAACAGUUGGCUGAACUGACAAGAUUACUGUUUAAACUGUCAGAAGUAAAGAAUAUUUUCUCAAAGGCUCAAGUUGAAUAUUUACCUCUCCCUGAAGACCCUAAAAAAGCACUUGUUCAAUUUCUUGAGGCUGUUGGUAUAACUUACGGAAAUCUCCAGGCACUUUCCGAUAAAUCUGCCAUGGUCACAAAGUCUUUAGAAUACCUCGGUGAAGUAUUAAAAUAUAUAAAACCUUAUUUGGGAAAAAAAAUUUCUAGUUCAGGCCUGCAGCUGACUUAUGGAAUGAUGGGAAUUCUUGUUAAAUCAUGGGCAAAAAUCUUUGCCACCUCCAAAGCCCAAAAACUCCUUUUCCGGAUCAUAGACUGUUUGCUACUGCCCCAUACAGUGUUACAACAAGAAAAGGAGCUGCCUGCACCUAUGCUGACUGCAAUUCAGAAGAGUCUUCCUUUGUAUCUCCAGGGCAUGUGUAUUGUGUGUUCUCAAAACGCAAAUGCCUAUUCCAAUCAAUUGCUUGGGAAUGUCAUUGAGCAGUACAUUGGACGGUUUCUUCCAGCUUCACCAACUGUUUCUGGUCUUGGACAACAUCCUGUUUUGUUGGCCCUGAGAAACUCAGCCACUGCUCUGUUGAUGGCAUCUCUAAAGAAAUGCAUUGUACAAGUCAUAAGGAAAUCAUACUUUGAGUAUAAAGGGUUAUCACCCCCUCCUCGCUUAGCAUCUGUUCUGGCCUUCAUCCUCCAGCUCUGCAAGGAAGCUAAUGUAGACACUUGUGAGGUGGAACUACUACUCCCUGGCAUCUUAAAAUGUUUGGUUUUGGUCAAUGAACCCCUAGUUAAAAGGCUGGCCACAGAGAACCUGCAAUACAUGGUAAAAGCCUGCCAAGUGGGGUCAGAAGGAGAACCUGCCGCCCAGCUGACUUCUGUGUUUAGGCAGUUUAUCCAGGAUUAUAGUAUGAGAUAUGAUAAUCAAGUUUACAGCAUUUUAGAAACAGUAGCAACACUGAACCAGCAAGUUGUCAUCCACUUGAUUUCUACUCUCACUCAAUCUCUGAAGGAUUCAGAACGGAAAUGGGGCCUUGGCAGAAAUAUUGCACAAAGGGAAGCCUAUAGCAAACUUUUAUCUCAUCUAGGACCAGUGGGACAAGAUGAAAUGCAAAGACUGGAAAAUGAUAAUACUUAAUAUAUUUUUGUGAUCCUUCUUCUGUACUGUUAAUCACUAUCCAAAGCCACAUUGUCCUAUUCUAACUUCUACUUUUAAUUAAUUGUAUAAUAUUCUGUUAAAAAUUAUUUCUGGAAUUUUUUUUCCUUAUAUACCUGUGAGUAUAAAGUACAUAAAUAAGAAAAUAAAAGUUAAUUAGUAAUCCUGUAAUAGGAUCCUUGGAACU